CCCACCUAUAAAAGCGCCAUUUUUCGUCAGCUCGCUCUAAAGUGCCCAUCAUGCGAACAGUGCUCACCUUCGUACCACUGCUGGUGCUCAGCAGCUGUGUCAAAAUCCCCCCUAACUUCCACAAAUGCAACCGGAAGAGCCCGGAUUUUAAAAGCUGCGUGCUCGAGUCCGCCAAGAAGGGGGUCCGGGAGCUGGUCAGACCCUACCCGGAACUCACCCUCCCCAGAAUGGACCCUUUCGAGAUCUCGGAAGUCACCAUCGGAGGGUCAGACGGACCAGUCAACUUCCAGCAAAAAUUCACAAAGUGCAAGGUCUACGGACUGGUGGAUUUAGACCUCGACGAUUUCGAGUUCAAUUUUGAGAAGAACGUGGUCAAGAUGAGUGGGGUGUUCCCGGAAGUUCGAAUGAUGUGCGACUACGAGGUUAAAGGGAAGAUUUUAGUUUUACAAAUCGAUGGAAUUGGCAACGGCACGGUUAUUUUGAAAAAUCUUAAAAUAAUGGAUGUUCUUCCGUUCGAGGAGACGAAGAGGAUGGGCAGAACGUUCCCGAAGUUUAAGUCCAGUUCGAUCACGAUUGAUCCGGAGUUGGUGGUUUUUGAUUUUUUGAAUCAUGAUAAUAAAGCUUUGUCUGAUAAUGUCAAUCCGAUUUUCAAUAACAACUGGAAGGAUAUUUUUGACGAAGUUAAAGGGGAUUAUGCGAACGUCGUGGAUCGGGUUGUCUUGAAUGUGGUUAACAGUUUUUUCAGUAAAGUGACUUUUGAAGAGGCUUUUGAUAGUGCUUAACCACCCAGAGGGUGUAAUAGUGAUAAAAUGUGAUAUUUUUGUAAAGAAAUUCUAAAACUAUGUUAUAGUCAAACCAAUAUUAAAGUUUUGCAUAAAUAAA
Messenger RNA from Zophobas morio, 882 nucleotides. RefSeq lists its product as uncharacterized. The transcript has 4 exons. NCBI's taxonomy places the organism in Eukaryota, Metazoa, Arthropoda, Insecta, Coleoptera, Tenebrionidae. Bases 51 to 782 code for a protein of 243 amino acids. The record is from RefSeq and is a predicted model, not a curated record.